GUUUCUGGACGUCCUGCUACGUCACAAGGCUGGGCGGGUCCGUUUCCAUUGCCCGUCAUAUCCCCUGGGGGACCGGGAGCCAAUAGCGUCGCUCGACAACCCGGAAGGAACAGCAGCCCGAAAAGAGCGCCUGGAUUUCAAUUUCAGAACAGAAACAUUGACAGGUCUGAUCUGAGGUCAGUGUCCGGCCCAGUAAGACCAUGAGUUUCUCCCCCGCCCCCGUGGGCCCGACCGGCAGCCGUAGUGUCCAGGAGCAGAGGGAGAAGUGGGAGAGGAAGAGAACCCGUACAGUCAGGGCCCUGGUCCAAACUGAACAGAAAUACUGUAAACAACUACAACUAGUCAACACGUACUUUGUGGAGAUUCUGAAGGCCAAAGGCACCCUGAGGCAGGACAUUAGAGAAAGCAUCUUCAGUUCCAUUCCAUCCGUCUAUUCAGUAAACCAGACGUUGUUGGUCCGUCUGGAGAACGGGGACUUCGGCCGUGGAUUGGAUGACUUCUGUCCUCACCUCCACCACUACGUUACCUACGUAGACAACAUCCAGAACGCCAACAGGGUCCUGGCGCUCCAGGUAAAGAAGAACAAAGCCUUUAGAAGGUUUAAACUCCAGGAGUCCAGACCAGAGUUCCUAUGUAAACUAGAGGACCUCCUCCCACUGCCUAUACAGCGCAUCCAACAGUACGAGCAUUUCUUACGGGAUCUGUCAGAGAACACGAGUCCAGAUUACCCAGAGUUCCAACCGCUUUCAAGGUCGGUGAAGCUGAUCUCUGAGGUAUCCCAGCGUAUCCAGGACAACGCCCGCAGCCACGACAACCACCUGCAGCUGCGGCGGGUGCAGAGACUGCUGAAGGGGAGAAAGACCAGGGUGGAAGCUCCAGGUUGGUUCUGAUUACAUUCCUUUCUC
Oncorhynchus keta (chum salmon) is the source of this 905-nucleotide messenger RNA. Its product is annotated as rho guanine nucleotide exchange factor 39-like. Gene Ontology annotation, biological process: positive regulation of cell migration. Gene Ontology annotation, molecular function: guanyl-nucleotide exchange factor activity. Gene Ontology annotation, cellular component: plasma membrane. The record is from RefSeq and is a predicted model, not a curated record. NCBI's taxonomy places the organism in Eukaryota, Metazoa, Chordata, Actinopteri, Salmoniformes, Salmonidae.